AGAAGACAACCAGCAACUACGAGCAGAAUACUUGGCACGCCAACCGCAACCGCAACCGCGACACCGAUACUCUCGCACCGUACGGUACCUCCGAUCCCCGACGCAAUCCGCAGAGGGGCGCGGUGAAUUCCAUUCCAUUCCCGGCCAGGACAGGACAGGACGGGACGGAGAGCAGCCGAGCGAUCUGUAUCCACCACCAGUGCGACGGCAGCAAGUGCAGCGACGAAAAGGAUGGUGAGCCGAACCCCGAGGCACUCGUCCCAGCCACGACCCACGAUGCCGCACAAGGCGGCUUCCAGCGAUGCCUGGGACCGCGCCAACGCCGUCCUCAGCGCAAACGGCGGGGGACACCUGCAGCGGCGAUCGCAGUCUACCGUCAGAUACCAAUCGAACGGCCGGAGCGCCGGUCUUUCCGGCACCAGGCCGGGGAGCACCCGGCACCUCCAGUCCCAGCCGAGGAGCAAUCUGCGUCCCAGGGCGAUCAGUGCCAACCGGCUCCGGCAGGACCCAACCGGGACCAAUUCCGGCCACAACAACGCCAACAACGGCGGCAACAACAGCGGCAACCACGACGAUCCCUCGUCCGUGGCGCGGCAGAUCCUCGAUCUCCGGGAGCGACGAGAAACGAACACACGCAACAAGCGACCGCAGAUGAAUCGACCCCCUUCCGCGAUACCAUCCCACAUCACUGCCCUCGUGCCCCAGAAGAGCGGGGGGACUUCCCCAACCGCUGGUGGGCUCGGGCUCAAGCCCGUGGGAUCCAUGUUGUCGCAGGAGGAAAUCCAGGCGGAAGAGCGUCUCCGCCAGGCGGAAACCAAAAUCGGUGGAAUGCUGCAGGACUUGGAAGAGCUCAAGUUCUUCCAGGAAAUCGAGAUGGAGACUCCCGGUCCGUCCACCCCGAGGACACCCGGCAGAAACCUGAAGGCAAACGGGCCCCCGACAUCGAUACGUGCGUCGUCGCCGGCGAGGGCGGGGGGAAGACUUCCUCCACCGCCUCCCGCGAACAAAAACACGAAAGGAGGGGGCUUGGAAACCUACAAGCCAUUGUCGCCUCGGAGCAUUGCCAGGCUGGACAGAAACUCCCUGGAGCUGGAAUGCCAAACCAUCGUUCGAAAACUACAGAUUCUCGAACAGGAACGCUUUUCCCACCAGGCAACGAUCGAAAUGUACGAAAUAACUCUCCAGGAGCACGACAACGACAAGACGAAAAUACAACGGCUCGAAACCGAACUCAAAAAAGUUUCCACGGAACUCAGGAAGCAACUCUACAACAUCCAAAAGGGAAAGGAAUCCCUCGUGAAGGAAUACGAAGAAAAACUGCAGACCAACCUCAAGAAACUCCACCGAACCCAAGAAAAGGCGGAUGCGUAUCAUGCGGAUUUGAACGCAGCCAGGAACUCUACCCAAAAACUAGAGAUUGACGUCGAAAAAUAUCGGGCAAUGGCGGCAAAGGAGAAGGAACAGGUCGAUACACUCUUGAGCAACGAGGAAACCCUGCAACUGCAACUCACGGAGGCUCGAAACCUGAACGCAACCCUCGUGAAGAAAGUGGAGAAAAAACGAUCCGAGGUGUCGGGUCUCAAAGAAGACCUCAGCAAUUCCACAAAACUCAUGGAAGAAAGCAACCGGGAUUUGGAGGAUGCCCACGCAUCUCAGAUCACGCUUUUAGAGCAACAGCUCAACAUGUCGAAAGAUCGGUACACACGCCUAGAACAAGAAUGCACGGAAAGGAAUGCUUCGCUCGUGGAAAAAGAGAACGAGCUGAACGAGGCCAAAAUCCAGCAUUCCGAAUACGAGCACAAGAUCAACGACAUGAUGGUAGAAAUGGAAACGCUUCGCAGAGCGGAAAACGAGGCACAAACGACACGGAUGGAUUACGAAAACAAGAUCGUUGAUAUGUCGGCGGAAAUGGAAGCCCUUCGCGUAGAGGCAGACGCUAGAUUCGAGGAAGGGAAAAAAGCGACCAGGAACCAAGAAAAACGCACGGCUCAAAAGCUUGUGGCGGAGCGUGCCAAAGCCUCUAGAGAAUACGAGCACAGGCUGAAAGCAAUGCAAGAACAAUUAAGACACCAGACCGAUCGCCAUCACAAAGAAAUCGAAGAGACAAGGAUUCGCAACCAAAAGAAUCUCGAGUCCAUGAAAGAGGAACUACGCGAAGAAAUCAGAAUGACGGAAGGUGACAAGGUCAGCCGGCUCGAAGCGGAACUAGCAUCGCUCAAACGCACUUCCGAAGAGGAGAAGAUGAGCUUGUCCACAAGACUGCAGGAUGCUCAGCAAAAAUCACGGGAUGCGGCCGAGGAUUUCCAGCGCCAAGACCAGACCAGACAACAAGAACUGGACCACUUGCACAGUCGUCUGAACUCAUACUUUAAUGAGUUCACAGAGAAAGACAACCAGAUCUCGAGGCUGAAGGAGCGAUUGGAGGAGAGCAAGAGGACGCACGAUGACAUGGAAGAGGUGCAAAAGGACCAAGCAGAAGAGCUGAAAAAGAACGCAACUCUGCUCGAAACAGAACAGACCAAAUUAAUGGAAACGGAAAGGAAGCUGAAGGACGAAAUUGCUACCAUGCAAUCUGCACAUUCGAAGCUCGAGAACGAAAUGGUUACCGACAUCGAAGAUCUGCGCGACCAGGUCGAAAAGGGUCGAAGAAAAUUGAAAGCCGCAGAGGAAGAGGUCGAAACGACCAACCUAAAUCUGAAACAAGCCCAGUCGGAACUCGAGAAACUACGAGAUGACCUCAAAUCGGAGCGUUAUCGGGCGGAAGGAUUUGAAUCGGAGAGUGGCAAACUCAAGCGAGCUCUGUCUGACAUGAGUAAGCUCGAAGAUGAUGUUUACGAUUUGAAACGUUCCCUGUCUCUCGCUGAGAACGAUAAGAAAAAGGCGCAGGACGAUUACUUUGAAAUGAAGUCUGCCUACGAAUCAUCGAGAUCGAAGGUUCUCGAACUCGAGCAAAAGUAUUCACUUUCGGAGGAGGAUUUCACCUCACGAUUGGAAACGAAGGAAAAACUACUGGAACGCCUCGAGAAGACAGUCAAAAACCUAGAAUUUGAUCUGGACAGAGAACACGGCGAGAGCAGCAAUUUGAGACGAUCGAUCAAGGAACUCAAGUCCGGAAUCGAGCGCAACGAAUCGGAUCUCAGGAUUUUGAGAGCAGAUAACGAACAACUGAGAGAAGAGAACGAGAACACGAUGAAGGGAAUCAGUAGAGACAUUGGCAAAAAAGACGACCAUUUGCGAGAAGCCGUACAAAGAUAUACCCGAACGAUAGCGGAACUCGAGACCAAGCUUGAAGAGGAAACCCAGACAAGAGUGGAACUGGAAGACCGCCUUGCUAGUGCUAGAGACGAAUUGGAAGACAAGCAGCAGGAAACGCAACAAAUCGUUCAACGACACACAAAGACCGCAGCGACGCUCGAAAAUAAAUUCGGCAGCGCUUACAAAGAAAGAGAUCAGGUCAAAAAUGAGCUGGAACAAGCCAAGAAGGACUUGCUGAAGAAAGAGGUUGAACUCAGAGAGGCCUUGAGUAAGUACAGAGCAGACAUCACCGCGCUUAAGAGUGUGAAGCAGGAACACAACGAAUAUCGUGAUUUGUCCCAAUCAACGCGUGAAGAGUUGCAGCGAAAAGAAGAUCAAAUCAUCGACAUGGAGCAAGCGAUCAUUGAUCUCCGAAGCAAUCUCGAACUUCAGUCGACCGAAAACAAGGAUAUGAAGAUUUCUCUUGAACGGAAAGAGACAGAGCUGAAGCAGAGAAAAGAUCAGAUCAACGAACUUGUUACGAAGUACACCGACAAAAUUGCGGUUCUGGAGGCCAAGCUUGACGAGCAUUCUGCUGCGAUGACGAGUACCGGAGGUAAGGUAGAAACAGUCCAGGCUCAAGCAGACAGAAAGGAUGACAAGAUCCGAGAAUUGUUGAAGUCAACAGCCGAGAUGGAGGCCAAAUUAGAAGCUGCUACUAGAAGCAAAGAGAAUGCGAGACUCAAAGCCGAAUCGCUUUCCAAGGAACUCGACGAGAAGGAAUCGAAGCUUCGUAGCUUCGAAGUUGAGAGAAUUGAACUUGAGACAAAGCUUCAUACUCAAUCCCGUUCKAAGGAUGAAGCCAGAUCCAAAAUGUCGGAGUUGUCAUCCAGGCUUGAACGUAAGGAACGCGAACUUAGACAAGUGUCCGAUAGGUAUAAGAUCUAUGUGAUGGAACUCGAAUCGAAGCUUGAUCAGGGCACUGAUACGAAACACCAUCUUCAAUUGGAAAUUGACCAGUUGAGAAACAACCUUGAUUCUGCUAGUUCGGUGUCAUCCGAGGCAUUGGAACUAAGGCAGAAAGUCAAUGCCCUUGAGGCGACGGUUGCAAACUCCAGGGAAUCGAUCGAAUCUCUCGAACAAAAACUCGAGGAAGCUUCCGCGUCAAGGAAAGAAAUUUCGACAUCAUUGAAAAAGGCGAACUCUGAAAAAGCAGAAGUUAUUGCUGCGCUUGAAGGUGUAAUUAAUGAAGUUCAGAACCGCGAGGAUGAAAUCGAAUCUCUCUCAGAACUUCUGCAGAGAAGGGACGAAGAGCUUCAACAUGCCAAAAUUAUUGCCACAAAAGCAUUGGCAUCAGCGAAGGAUAUCCAAAAGCGCUACAAACACAAAGACGCAAACGAGCAUUCUGGUAUUAUGGGAAGAAUGGACGAAGUCAAUGAGGACAUUGAUCGUCUGAGGACCGAGAACGAAACACAACAACGCAAGAUUUUUUCACUCGAAAGGGAUUUGAAGGACAAAAAAUUGGAAUGCAAGCGCCUCAAAGAUCAACUGCGACAAUUCGAUGGGAGGCAAAUGAGAGAAAAUGUCAAAGAUGACAUAUCUGCUGUCUCCACGCAGUCAACAGAAUUUACAAACUUUUCCAAUCCCCCAAACUCAGAGAUGGCUGUUGAAGGCCAGUUGCAGUUGUCUUCACAAAUGUCCAUGGACUCGGGAUCUUUUUCACCCUCGAACAGGGUGCAGAACACUAGUUCGAGAAGUGACGAUGGAUUCUCUGGGCACGCCGAUUUUGCCUCUGUUGAGGAACACUUUUCGAAGGAUUCAUUCGACAGUCAAGUUGGUGACACAGAAUGGCAAGAUUUCGAUGACGGAAACGGGUCUGGAUUUGAUUCUACAGCUAGCGAUCAGCAAUCAGCAGUGAAAGCAAAAGUCGAGCGCGAUGCUUUGCGGAAGUACGUUCGACAACGGUACAGUUCGAGAGGUCAGAAGUCUUCGUAUUAGAAUUCAUGUAACACUUUGAUAGCACCAUAUUAUUAUUAUUAUCAUCGAGGUGAUUUUGGUAUUUCUGUAGUAGAGAAGUACUGAAUUCGUGGUUGAACGUAUACAUCUUUUUCCCAUUGAACAAAAACGGUGGAAAGACAUCAUCAUGUGAGCCUUUCGGACUGACUCUUGCUUAUAAUUAUGUGGUUAAGACGAAUACGCAAAUUUUCUAGAAUGUUAAUUCCAAAAACGUUCCCCUGAAACCAGACAAAAGUUCUGGUUUUCGUGUUCCUUUGCGUGGACUGAUUGUUCUAUUACACCAGCACGCGCUCCGAUUUCGGUGCUUGUGCCGGACGAUAUUUCUGUUCUACCCGAGCAAAUGUAGCCUGGAGCAUCUGUUUGACCUCGGCCUUGUUUGGUGCAUUCGUCAGGCUCAGGCACUGCUUUGCCGACGAUCCCUUGUUUGUUCGCAUCAACACUGCCUCGGGAUAGGAGUCGACAAUGGCCUUGAUGACGCCCAUCUUCGCGCCAACGCCACAGGCCACGUGCAGUGGCGUCCAGCCACGUUUGUCGAAUCCCCUCGCACUGUUCGGUCUUUUCGUGAGAAUACAAUCUACAAUGGCUGGGCUAGCGCCAUUGGAUAAAGCAUAGUGUACUGCGUUGCAUUUUUAAUUUUUUUGACGUCGACGAAAAGAAAGGGAAAUCGAAGAGUAUCGGUGAGUGCGCAUAGCGGUGUAAACAUUGUGCGAAUUUUGCUCGACCAAUCCAGAGGUGGGUAUUGUUCAAACCUUUCCACCCAUGGACUCUCCUGAUCGACUCGAGACGAUUAUUUUCCUGUGCCGUAACAGCCUUGGCUUCUGAAGACAAAAAAGGAUGUGGCACUCACGAAUCUGUUCAAAACGAACACAUCGUUAUUGUCAAACAUUUUCAUUACAGACCCAAGUGCGAUGCGUUCGUAGAUCUGCGAUAAAAAUUGAAAACUUACACGGCAAUCUCCCGAGACUGUCGGGCGUCAGUGCAGCGUCGGCGUACCUCCGCAACAAGAGAUCGACAACUUCCGGAACGGCGUUCUUUCGGCAGGCGCAGUGCAGGGGUAGUCUCUGGUAGCUACUCUCCUUGCAAUACACAGAAUCGGGGUAUGCAUUCAGCAGAGCCUCGAUGAUCUGAAAGGGUGCCCCGCCAACGAGCGCCUCGUGAAUGGGAAGAACGUUUGCGUCCUUCAUUCCUUCAAAAAAACCCUGCCGCGUCGUCCAUUUCUUGGCCUCGCUCGGCGACCCCUGGCAGAGCUGGACAACCUUGUGCCAGUCCUCCGAUGUGAUCAUCUUGCUCAAUAAGCUCGGCUUCAUUUUAAAACUUCUCGUUUGUUCGAUGGCAAAUGUAUAGUGCGCUGCGUCGUUUGUUCGGAUGAAUCGCUCAACAGUAUGUAUUGUGCCUCUUUUUGUCGCCGAGUCCGAUUUCAAAUCAGGACGACUGGUCCCCUGCCCGAUGAAUUCUCGCUUUCUUCCUUGUCUGGAGGAUAACUCUUACUUCCGAUUGAUUGAGAAAGCCAAUCUGUUUCUGUAGCGUCAAUUAUUGUUUUCGUACUUGUUGGCGAUGGAAUAAGGCAUUGAGUCUCCA
This is a messenger RNA of Pseudo-nitzschia multistriata, 6828 nucleotides long. The record is from the annotation of a GenBank genome assembly. Lineage: Eukaryota; Bacillariophyta; Bacillariophyceae; Bacillariales; Bacillariaceae.